UAUCCAAGCACUUCCCAAUGUACCCAACACGCAACCAACCCAAAUAAAAGAGAUUCAUUCCAAUACUAAAGAGUUUCGUUUCAGGUUUGGCGGUCUCAAAAUAGCAGGUCUUUCAACACCCGUGAAAUUGACAGAUAAGACGCAGCGAUGAAGUUUGCCACCAAGAUUGUUGCCUUGCAGCAUCGAGAAUGGUCGGAUUACUACUUGGACUAUAACGGGUUGAAGCUGAUCUUGGCCGAGCUACCAGAGGAUGCCGAUGCCACGAAAUCCGUCUCCCUUAUCUCCAAAACCUUUCUAGUCAAUGAAAAGGAGACUUCCAUUACAUUUUUGGCAGAAUUGUACCGUCAAGUGCAAAAGAUCACCUUGUUUGUCCUCCACCAACAAGGACAGAUAGCGCAUCAAUUGGACAAGUACGAACAAGAGCAACAGGAAUGCCUCCUGGCUUUGCAAGAACAACAACAUGACGGCGCUGUUCAGAAUGUGCAGAAAUUGGCACAACUCAAGAAACUACGCGAAAGCUACAAUCAUGUCGGAGCGGAUUUGUUGCAUUUGAUUCAAUUUGUGGACCUCAAUGUCAAGGGCAUUCUCCGUCUGCUCAAGAAACAUGACAAACGAGUCACGGCGCCGUACAAGGCCUAUGAUUUCUUUCUCUUUGGAGGAAAGACACCCACGAGUGCCAUUCGUGCUCAAAAUCAGAGUGCCACCAUGAUGGCGUCAUUAAGGCAUCCUCAAGCAUUGGAUGCUCUCUGUGUGACGCUCCAGACGGCAUACACACAACUUCGAGUGGUACAGCAACAUCAGUCAGCCAUGCCGCAAGAUCUAGAACAACCAGCCUUGCGAGGAAGAACUACCAGUGCGCAGGCAGAACGGUUGCCCAAAGAAGGCAAGACAAUCAUCAAACGAACUCGAAGUCCCAAAGGAUUACCCCGUAGGCAUCGCUCCAUACAAGGACUGCAACAGUUAUCUGUGGCACAUGAAGAAGAUGAUGGUGAAGGAUUUAUACCCAUCAAAAAUCACCGUGCUCCCUCGAUUGCAAUGCCUUCCACAUCCAUGUCCUCCAUCUUGGACAGUCGAGAAGACUUUGUCAUGGCACAAAUUUACGCGGCGCGACGAAACCUGCAACAAAAUGAUUCCGACAAUGAAGUUCUCAACAUGCUCGCCACCACCGCCUUGGGAUUCCUCACUGAACCACCCGAAAUCAACAGUGUGCAUAGAGCUAGCACGGAACCACAAUCCACCACCCCUGCCGGUGGGAAAGAUGCCAUUCAAGCCGAGUACGAACGGGCCGUGGCUCUGGCGGCCUACAAACGAUCUUCGGCCAUUUCGGGGAUUCUCAACUUUGUCAGUAGUUUCAUCUACAUGGCCAACUAUCUGAUUGUGGUUCCCACUGUGGUGACGUAUUCGGAAAAACUGGGUGCCGAUCCUGCAUUGAGUAGUGCCAUUGUCGGCAUGACACCUUUUGCCACCAUCUUCUCCACGUUUCUGUACAGUUAUUGGACGAGUUAUUCCUAUCGCACUCCGCUUCUAUUUGCCGCCUCUCUCAACGUGGCGGGCAAUCUCGUUUACGCAAUGGGAUACCCCUGCAAUAGCAUGGCCUUUGUUUUGAUUGGACGGCUCAUGUGCGGUUUGGGGAGUUGUCGUCCCAUCAAUCGACGUUAUAUCGCUGACGCUUAUUCUACAGCAGAACGCACCGCUGCAUCAGCACACUUUGUAGCUGUGGGAUCCUUUGGUAUGGCCCUGGGGCCGUUUCUGGGAUCAGUGCUGCACCGCAUGGCAGAACACAGCAAGAGCCCCUACUGGCAAGUGGAAAAUGCCCCCGGGUGGUUUAUGUCGGUGGUGUGGUUGAUCUAUGUCAUUUUUCAUGUCAUCUUUUUUGUCGACCCACCCAAGGAGGAAUCAGAAUCCAUCAAGAAAAACACGACAACCGGCGAAAAGCAACCCCUGCUCCAAAAUGGCAACGGCAAGGAAACACAGACUAUUAGUGUCAGCGACGACGACAACGACGACGACGACAGUAUCAGCAAUCGAAUACCCAUUUGGAAGAAUUCUGCUGUCAUGGUGAACUUUUUCAUUUACUUUGUCGAGAAACUAUUGAUGGAGUGUGUGAGCAGCUCGACAAGCAUCUUGACCUACUACUACUUUCAGUGGCCCGGAUCGUGGGCUGGGUACUACCUGUCCUUUCUUUGCUUGUUGAUUCUCCCGGUGAACUUGCUGGUGGCCUACCUAUCCAAAACAUAUGAGGAUCGCCAAAUGAUGAUGGUGAUGCAGGUGGUGACUAUCGUUGGUUGCUUCAUCAUCCUACGAUACGGCGACACCUACUACCUGGAUCAAUAUUUGAUUGGAAGCCUUGUCAUUGUUGUCUGCAGCAAUAUGGUCGAAGGACCCAACAUGAGUUUGCUUUCCAAGACAAUCCCCAAGGCAUGGAGGAAGGGUUUUUUCAAUGUGGGACUGUUGGCCACGGAGGCCGCCACCUUGGGUCGGACCGCUGGAGAUGUCUUUUUGGCCUUGUGUGGGACCGGUGGAAUAGACACACAGCUCAACUAUACCUUUGGUUCCAUGGCGGUGCUGACCAGCUUCACUCUUUGGAUCUCGUACCGUUACUAUGAUUCGCUCAUUCCAACGGAAGACAAGACUUUGUAAGGAAGGGAUCGAGAUAUUCGGCAAAUCGGGUAUACCGGUACUAUGGUGCUUGGUUGGGCGUGGUGACCAGACACGCUUUGUUGCACAAGCCUCGUUUCUGCUUAUAGGUAUUUCUUCGAGUGGACGGUGUUGUUUGAAGCUAGAGUACUGUACUCGCUGAACUAAUACAAUAGCUAUUGGAAGGCUAAUGCAAUAAUGUACCGUAGUGUGGGCCACUUCAUUGUUGAC
Seminavis robusta is the source of this 2868-nucleotide messenger RNA. NCBI's taxonomy places the organism in Eukaryota, Bacillariophyta, Bacillariophyceae, Naviculales, Naviculaceae. The record is from the annotation of a GenBank genome assembly.